This is a messenger RNA of Gloeophyllum trabeum ATCC 11539, 882 nucleotides long. RefSeq lists its product as uncharacterized. NCBI's taxonomy places the organism in Eukaryota, Fungi, Basidiomycota, Agaricomycetes, Gloeophyllales, Gloeophyllaceae. The transcript is spliced from 10 exons. Bases 1 to 882 code for a protein of 293 amino acids. The record is from RefSeq and is a predicted model, not a curated record.
AUGACCCGUUCGCAAUGGGGUUAUCGGUUCCUCAUCUUGUCCGUUGCCUUCAAGAUUAGGGCACUGGAAGUCCCGCUGAUGAUCUGGCUUACCCACCCGCUAGAAGGCACCUGCUCUAGUACCCGGGACAUCAAAUACUUAAAAUGUCAUGUCCUCCGAGUUUGCGCGCUCAUGCUUCAAGCUUCUCGCCGGCGGAAGCUGAGUACGCGAAGCCUCGCGGGAAUCGGGACAGAUCAAGACAUGAAGUACGAUCCUGAUCGAGGAGUUUCUAGUUUGUCUUCCGGUGUUCAUCGUGUACGCCGGCGCUUGCGCAAAGAUCAUGAGUUACUCGCAGGGACUCGCAGCACCAUCCAGGGUCACAGCCCGCCCCCAUAUGAAGCCACGUCUCCUUUCCGAGUCUUUCUGAUCUUUGCGACAUUCUACGAAGCCUGGAACAAUGCCACUUCUGGACUGAGCGGUAAUCUCCCCGAUGGUUGGGGUAACGGCACGCUUGUGCCUUCAGCAGUCCAGGGUUCCGGAAGUAACGGCCUUGCCAGGCAAUGUAGACCUGAGAAGAUCACUUUCGUGGUGCCCCUGGAGCUUCGGCCUCACCUGGUGAUGCACUCCUCGGCCACCACGGCACGACAGCUACCCGCUCAAACCAGGCGGGAUGACGCGACACUGAGAAAGGUGGCGUUCCUGAAAAUUGCCGUCAGCUUACGAUCAAUUUUAUUCACGGCUAUCCUCCCUAGGAUUGAGCGCAUGUCUAUCUGCUCACAUGUGAUGACACCCACGGUGGAAGGGGUCGGGAAGCAGGAUAUACGCCCGGAUCCCGCACGCUACCAUGCUUUCCAACGACGGGUACUAGGCGGUAUCCAUAUGGCUGACCGUCCUAUCAUAUAG